GGGAAAGAGGCCGGCGGCUGCCCGAGGGAAGCGCCGUUUCCAGGGAGUAGGCGCCGAGGAAGGAGCAUGGGGGCCGCCGGGGUGCUGCGGGCCGCCCUCUGGGGCCUGCUCUUCCCGCUGAUAAGUGCCCAAGAGGGACUCCUUCAUGCUUUUAGUAAUGACAAUCCUCUAUUAAAAAAGGACUACUGCAUAAUGUAUAAUUCUUUUUGGACCUCUCUUCCUAGUUCAUUAAGUAAUGCUACUCCUACAAGACUGGUAAUCUUCACUCCCAAAAUGCUCUGCAGUUCUUCUGAUGUUCCACAUCAUAUCGCGAAGGACAAGGCAAUUGUAGUGAAGAGGGGAAACUGCACUUUUUUGGAGAAGGCAUGGAUCGCUCAAAACCUGGAUGCUAAAAUACUGCUGAUUGCCAGCGAAACUGGUCUAACUACUCCUGGCGGUGACAAGAGCACAUAUAAGAAUCUCAGCAUUCCAAUUGUAGUUAUGUCUUAUGUGGAUGUUUUUGACAUUAGUAAGAGUCUUGGAAAUAAUGUUAAUGUGACACUAUACUCACCACCUUCGCGAGAGUUUGACUUCAGUAUGGUGAUUAUAUUUCUAAUUGCUGUGCUCACUGUGGCAGUGGGAGGCUUUUGGAGUGGAAUGGAAGAGCUAGAGGAACUGAAGGCAGCUGCAAGCUCUGAAAACCCAGGAGUUUCAAGGAAGAAUUCAGAAACUAUCCUUUUUGGCCCUGUGAAAAUUAUCAUAUUUGUUGUCUUCUCUUGCAUCAUGUUAGUCUUGAUGUACUAUUUCUACAUAUGGCUAGUUUAUGUCAUUAUUGCUAUUUUCUGCUUGGGAUCUGCAACAAGCUUGUACUGCUGUCUCGCUGUACUAAUACAGAAAAUACCUUUUGGACGAUGCAGGCUUGCCUGCUGCAACACAACCUUUGAAGUGAGGCUCAUUUUCCUUGCUGGAUUUUGCGUAGCGGUAGCUGCAGUUUGGGUAGUGUUUCGGAAUGAAAACAGCUGGGCUUGGAUUUUACAAGAUAUCUUGGGAAUUGCUUUCUGCCUGAACUUUAUUAAAGUUCUCAAAAUACCCAACUUCAAGUUAUGUGUUCUUCUCCUAGGUCUUCUCCUUGUCUAUGAUGUAUUUUUUGUCUUCAUCACACCAUACCUCACUAAAAGUGGGGAAAGUAUAAUGGUUGAAGUUGCAGCAGGUCCUUUUAAAAACAGUGAAAAGAAUUAUGGAAACUUGGUGGAAGCCUCUGCUGAGCGGUCAGCUCCUCAUGAGAAAUUGCCAGUGGUCAUGAGGGUGCCCAGGUUCCAAUUCUGUACACCGAAGAUAUGUGGCAUGCAGUUUUCGUUACUUGGGUUUGGUGACAUUAUUUUACCAGGUGUCCUGGUGGCCUAUUGUCACAGGUUUGAUGUUCAGACAAGCUCUUCCUCUGUGUACUAUAUUUCCUGCUGUAUAGGCUAUGCUGUUGGCAUGUUGCUCACGUUUGUGGUUCUGUCACUGAUGAAGAUGCCGCAACCAGCCCUUCUUUGGUUGGUGCCGUGCAUCCUUAUCACCAGUGCGCUAGUGGCUUGGAAGCGCAAAGAGAUGAAAAAGUUCUGGGAAGGCAACAGUUAUCAGGUGAUGGACCCUGCGGAUUGUGCUACUACUGAAGAAAACUCCACGCUCUCCAGUGAACGAUGUGGAGGAGAGUAACUGGGCACCCAAAAUAAUCCUAUGAAGACUUUUGUAUGCAAAUAACAGAAAACUUGUUUGAUUUUUAAAUCUGAGUAUUUCUUACAAUUUAUUACAAAAAAAAUUGCCUUGUUUUUACACUUGCACAUAUAUUUUUGUGAAAAGGAUACCAUUAUUGACGCUAUCAGAAUGCUUAAAAUAUGCUUGUUUUUCAACUGGUGGGAUAUAUUCCAUAUACCUGUGCCUUGCCUCACUGUCAAAGAGAGUUGCCUAUGAAAUAGUGUUUUCACAUAUCAUCUCAGUUGCUGCCAUGUAUCAGGCUUCUUGACUAAUAUUUAAAAUAUUUUUUGCUGCAGGCUGGCAAGAUCUAGAAGCCACUCACAGAGUUUCUGGCAUUAAAUGCAAUAUUAUGCUUUGGAAUAUAGGCAACGAUUCAACUGUAUGAAACCCUGGAUUGCCAGGAAUUCAGAAAAUGGAGGAGAGAUGGGUGGUUUAUUUUGCCAUAACUUUGUUUCAACCCAGUUCAUACACUCUCCUGUCAAGCAGCUUUAUUUUUUUCCUACCCAGUUGCAUGAAGACCAAGCACUUUUUAUCUAUCCAUUUGCAUACAGACUGAGCAGUUUAAUAAUAAGCACACACCCAGUAGAUGAUAACAAAGAAAACAGACAUUUGUUUUUGUUUUUAAAAACAGAAUUCCGGUGGUAGGGGUUCAUAAAUGUUGCUAUGCUGUUUAGCUCCUACUUUACCAGAGGUGCAGUGAGGUCACCUGUUGCUACAAAUAAAGGGCUUCCCUUUUCUGGAAUUUGGAGAAAGAUUUAUUUUUUUUUAAUCAUAGUAACUCCUGUAAAUGAACAUAUCCAUGGAAGCUAAAGCCAGGCCUCCUUUUUACAUUUUUCUUGCUAUUAUUUUGCAUGUUCUUGAUUACAUUUUUAAGCAUCUGGUAAAGAAAAUAAAUUAUUAUUGUGGAUUUAAAAAAGAUUUAGUAACUGACAAAAUGUUUUCAGGGGUUUUUUUUUGGGGGGGGGGGAAUGGAAGUACAGAAAAAGCACAAGGAAUUGUGUACCAGAUCUUUUAGAGCAGUAACAUGUUUUAAGCCAAAGAUAUUGGGAACAUCCUGCAAACAGCUAACUGUUAGUAGUGCCUUAGUCCAACAGCAGCAGCACCUUCCAUCCCUGCUUUUUAAAAUAUAUAUUUCAGUACUAGUAGCAGAGAUAGAUCAAUAAUCCAAAGAUCAGAUUCCAUGAGUGAUACUAGUCAGACUCUUAAGUGGACCAGAUUGCAAGGUGGCCUCAAUUCUGCAAUGAGAGGGGAAAGGGGGAGGGAUGGGGCAUAGUUUUCUAACCUCCUUAAGUAUAGGGGCAACCCCUAUGUUUUGGUAAGCAGUUUCCAGUGAGGGAUCUGUCCUCUGGUGCUCACCAACCUGUACAUGUGGGAGAUGCCUCUGAAGUAACCACGGCUACGAAGCAGCAGUUAAAUCUGGUAGCUGACUGAAAAGUGUUGCAUGCCUGAGAAACUUGAAGUGACAGCCAUCAAGCUGUCACAUCCUAGCACCAAACAUGAGGCAUCUGUUUCAGGUUAUUCUUUAGACAACGCAAACUACUUCAAAUGCUGGCAGAUAGCAAAUCUGUCUAGUUUAAUCUUACAUUUCUAAGCCAUGUCAGAUUGUAUUUUGGAAGGGAUCCAGUGGAGGAAAUAUUUGGCAAAAUGCUUAUCAACGUAUAAAGGCGUCUGUAUUGCUUAAGCUUUGAUGAAUAUUCUGGGAGUUGUACUGUAAUUGAUUUAGAAGAUGGUAAAAAACUACAGCAGUUGCUUGGGUUAUUAAAGAAAUGUUAAAAGUUCGUUUAGCAUCAUCUACUGAGAAGCAUGCUAUUAAUAUAGUUGACUAGGACUGACUUUGGAGACUUAUUAGAAAUGAUAAAUGUUAAAAAAUGCAGUUGGCUUUUUCUAUUUAUGAGCCUUAAUAGUAAUUCGGUAGUAUAAUGGUACAAUAAUUCUGGCGUUAAUAAUAGUGAUCAGUACUGACAGCUACCCCUUUCACCUGUGGAACUUUGUAAAGUAUGUUUUUUUUAAAGAAUUUUAGAAUUUAGAACAAUAUCUGAUAUUUAAUAAACUUUUCAACAAUG
Molecule: messenger RNA, 3782 nt
Organism: Heteronotia binoei (common prickly gecko)
Lineage: Eukaryota; Metazoa; Chordata; Lepidosauria; Squamata; Gekkonidae
Gene: SPPL2A
Product: signal peptide peptidase like 2A
Exons: 16
Coding region: 67-1680 (537 amino acids)
Biological process (GO): membrane protein proteolysis
Cellular component (GO): lumenal side of endoplasmic reticulum membrane; lysosomal membrane; Golgi-associated vesicle membrane
Molecular function (GO): aspartic endopeptidase activity, intramembrane cleaving
Source: RefSeq, a predicted model, not a curated record